GAAGUUUUGCUUAGAUCAUUACUGACUUCUAUAUAAAGCCAUCAUCCAGCACUGAGUCGCCAAAAAACAUUUUCACUUUCAAUCAGUGACAAGUGCAUUUCAAAACUUCGCAAAAAUGUUCAAAAUCUUCUUCUUGUUGUUCGCCGCCUUGGUUGCCUUGGCCACCGCUGUUCCAGCUCCUGCUCCCGUGGCUCGUCCUGAACCAGCACCCGUACCACAAUUCUAUUACGGUGGCUACCCUGCUGCCUAUGGUGGUUAUCCCGCUGCCUACUAUGGUUAAAGAAAAUUAAAGGUUGGAAACGGACUCCAUUGGAAGGAUUAUCUUGAAAACUCUUUUCUUUCAGAAAUUCGUUUAAAAUUUAAUCAAAUAAAAAUUUGAAUUGCAACGAAA
Molecule: messenger RNA, 391 nt
Organism: Musca domestica (house fly)
Lineage: Eukaryota; Metazoa; Arthropoda; Insecta; Diptera; Muscidae
Product: neuropeptide-like 4
Exons: 2
Coding region: 116-280 (54 amino acids)
Source: RefSeq, a predicted model, not a curated record